CCGACGAAUGUUUUUACAAACUUGAUUGCUAUUAUGUGAGGCCCUAAGCUAAGUCGGUAGAGUUAUUUGCUUUCACUCAAUAUCUCAACCGCCAUCAAUAGGUUUAACCCGUAAUCAUUCAUUCCUAAUAACCCAUCUCUUGCCAAAACCUUUUGCCCUUCGUCUCUUCCGGGAGGAAACGCUCAUUGGUAUACUCUGGAGAUCUUCUCAUUGGCAGUAGUGUCACAACGCUUAUACUCCCACUCCUUGACUAAUACACAGUACGCGUACGGCAGGGUUUCGCUGAUCUUGCCGAUAGCCCAAGACGAAGUAAGCUUGGUAAAGUGUAUGUCUUAGUAGAGCUCAUCGAAGUCGACGAUGAUUUUACGAAUCUGGGUAGGUGUUUUAAGCUUGAGAGAACUGAUUAGUGCUCGAGCGCGAUCCGAUAAGACGUCGUUUGGUGUCUGGUCAUUCAGUUCUUUGAUAAUGACCUUCAAUGCGAUUGCGGGUGACUUGGAAUCUCGAGCUUCCCAGCAUACCCAUUGUUCGACAGCCGCGCGGAGGAGGGCGUGGGCCGAGCGCGAGGCCACGUCGUAGUCUUUCCAUUCAUCGAGGCGAAUGUUGUAAAGGGCUAGGUGGUACUCCCAG
Messenger RNA from Alternaria rosae, 627 nucleotides. RefSeq lists its product as uncharacterized. The transcript has a single exon. Bases 358 to 576 code for a protein of 72 amino acids. The record is from RefSeq and is a predicted model, not a curated record. Lineage: Eukaryota; Fungi; Ascomycota; Dothideomycetes; Pleosporales; Pleosporaceae.